GCUUGCCCAACUCCCUUAAACUUGGAAUACCAGAUUACCUUCCCUCGCAGCAAGACAUACUGCUGGCACGAAGGCCUACGAAAGGGAUUCACGAGUACGACUUUGAAAUCAAAAAUGUUCCUUUCAAAAUGGUUGAUGUAGGUGGGCAGAGGUCGGAACGGAAACGUUGGUUCGAGUGCUUCGACAGCGUCACGUCGAUACUUUUCCUUGUUUCCUCAAGUGAGUUUGACCAAGUGCUUAUGGAGGAUCGGGAAACGAAUCGCCUUACGGAGUCGCUGAACAUUUUUGAAACGAUAGUCAAUAACCGGGUUUUCAGCAACGUCUCCAUCAUCCUCUUCUUAAACAAGACGGACUUGCUUGAGGAAAAAGUACAAAAAGUCAGCAUCAAAGACUAUUUUCCGGAGUUUGCAGGGGAUCCCCACUGCUUAACGGAUGUCCAAAAAUUCCUGGUGGAUUGUUUUCGUACGAAACGCCGGGACCAGCAGCAGAAGCCCCUCUACCACCACUUCACCACUGCUAUUAACACAGAAAACAUCCGGCUAGUUUUCCGCGAUGUCAAGGAUACCAUCCUCCACGACAACCUCAAGCAGCUCAUGUUACAGUGAUGUGCAAAAAAAAGACAGUUUUAUUUCAGUAACUUUGUGUGUUGGUUUGUUUUAUUUUUUUUAACUAGAAGUUUACAGCAGGAGUAGAGAAAUCCAAAUCCUGUCAGACUUCUCGAUAUGUGGCUAAAAGCUGCUGCUGAACACAUUAUUGCCAAUUUCUGCAGAAAUUCAGGCUUAAUCUCUUCCAGUGUAGCUUCAAGUUGACUAAAGUUGUAAUUUUAUAGC
Molecule: messenger RNA, 830 nt
Organism: Mesitornis unicolor (brown roatelo)
Lineage: Eukaryota; Metazoa; Chordata; Aves; Mesitornithiformes; Mesitornithidae
Gene: GNA13
Product: guanine nucleotide binding protein (G protein), alpha 13
Exons: 2
Biological process (GO): Rho protein signal transduction; adenylate cyclase-activating G protein-coupled receptor signaling pathway
Cellular component (GO): heterotrimeric G-protein complex; brush border membrane
Molecular function (GO): GTPase activity; guanyl nucleotide binding; D5 dopamine receptor binding
Source: RefSeq, a predicted model, not a curated record